Bombyx mandarina (wild silkworm) is the source of this 694-nucleotide messenger RNA. It is a transcript of the gene mRpL43, whose product is annotated as mitochondrial ribosomal protein L43. Gene Ontology annotation, molecular function: structural constituent of ribosome. Gene Ontology annotation, biological process: mitochondrial translation. Lineage: Eukaryota; Metazoa; Arthropoda; Insecta; Lepidoptera; Bombycidae. The record is from RefSeq and is a predicted model, not a curated record. Gene Ontology annotation, cellular component: mitochondrial large ribosomal subunit.
UCUAUGCAGGGCAUAACAUAACCCAUAAAUCGUCAAGAAUUUAAAUGCAAGGGUUGAAAUACAAAAUAAAUGUCGGCUAACAACCUAUUUUUAAGAUCGGCGUUCGUCCGUGCGCCCUUGAAAAAUGGCGUAGGACGAUACGUGUGUCAAUUGCAGAGAAUAGUCUUCAAGUUUUGCAAAUCCAACGGAGCCAGCCGUGGUAUGAGAGACUUCAUAGAGCAAGAUUUGGUUGAUUUCUCAAAAGACAACCCUGGAGUGGUGGUGUAUUUAAAGCCACGUAGACAUCGUGGGCCAGUCAUAGUUGGAGAAUAUUUGAACGGGGACAGAUUGUGGAUGAGCGUCCACAACAAAACCCACGAGGAGAUCGUAAAAUGGGUCGAAUUGUUCCGAACUCAACAAGGCAACAACUGGAACUCGAGACUCCGCAAGUACCAGUACACUAACCACCCCUCGGUCCAGGGACCCUGGACUCCGUUCGCGUUCAAGGACCCAGAAUUGAACACGGCCGAACUACCCGACGUGAGGUUCGGUAGUAACAAUCGACUACCCGCAACGGCAACUGAACAGUUGAGACUGAUGUUCGAGAAACAAAAGUUGGAUGAAUUAAAAACGGCGGAGUGAAUUAUAGAUUAGUGCUCUGUAGUUAUAGGUUAUGUGUGUUAAUUAGAUUAAUAUUAAAUAAUGUUUUGUUUUA